Messenger RNA from Charadrius vociferus (killdeer), 1557 nucleotides. It is a transcript of the gene PDE9A, whose product is annotated as phosphodiesterase 9A. The record is from RefSeq and is a predicted model, not a curated record. The transcript has 18 exons. Bases 1 to 1557 code for a protein of 518 amino acids. Lineage: Eukaryota; Metazoa; Chordata; Aves; Charadriiformes; Charadriidae. Gene Ontology annotation, molecular function: 3',5'-cyclic-GMP phosphodiesterase activity. Gene Ontology annotation, biological process: cGMP catabolic process.
AUGGGAUCUGCCUCCUCAACUUACCGGCCCAAGUGUAUUUAUUUGGAUAUUGAUGGAAGAAUUCAAAAGGUGAUCUUUAGUAAAUAUUGCAACUCCAAAGAUAUCAUGGACCUCUUCUGCAUUGCAACAGGGCUACCAAGGAACACAACAAUCUCCCUUUUAACGGCAGACAAUUGUAUGGUAUCCAUUGAUCCGACAAUGCCUGCAAACUCAGAGAGGUCUCCGUACAAAGUGAUACCUGUUGCCACUGGGCAGCUCUCAGAGAAAGAAGAAUUGUUCCAGAAUUUAUUAGGACAGAUUGCCGAGCAGUUCUCGAGGGUUUUUAAAAUCAAUGAGCUGAAAACGGAAGUAGCUAAUCACUUGGCAAUGCUGGAGAAAAAGGUUGAAUUGGAAGGCCUGAAAGUAGUGGAGAUUGAGAAAUGCAAGAGCGACAUUAAAAAGAUGAGGGAGGAAAUGGCAGCAAGAAGCAGCAGGACUAACUGUCCCUGCAAGUACAGCUUUUUGGAUGAAAACAAGAGGCUGACUCCCCGGCGGGAUGUACCAUCGUACCCAAAGUACAUGCUGUCCCAAGAGACCAUUGAAGCCCUUCGGAAACCAACCUUUGACGUCUGGCUGUGGGAGCCCAAUGAGAUGCUGAGUUGUUUGGAACAUAUGUACCAUGAUCUUGGGUUGGUAAAAGACUUCAACAUCAAUCCUAUCACGUUAAAGAGGUGGCUGCUGUGUAUUCAUGACAAUUACAGAAACAACCCCUUUCAUAAUUUCCGGCAUUGCUUCUGUGUGACCCAGAUGAUGUACAGCAUGAUCUCGCUCUGCAGCCUCCAGGAGAAAUUUUCCCAAAUUGACAUCUUGAUUCUCAUGACUGCAGCAGUAUGCCAUGACUUGGACCAUCCAGGCUAUAACAACACCUAUCAGAUAAAUGCACGAACUGAGCUUGCGGUACGCUACAAUGACAUCUCCCCACUGGAGAACCACCACUGUGCUGUGGCUUUCCAGAUCAUUUCCCAGCCAGAAUACAACAUUUUCUCCAACGUCAACCAGGACCAAUUCAAACAGAUAAGACAGGGAAUAAUUACGUUAAUCCUGGCUACAGACAUGGCGAGACAUGCAGAAAUACUGGACUCUUUCAAGGAAAAAAUGGAAAAUUUUGAUUACUCAAAUGAAGAACACAUGACUUGUCUGAAGAUGGUACUAAUAAAAUGCUGUGAUAUCUCCAAUGAAGUCCGCCCGAUGGAAGUUGCGGAGCCCUGGGUAGAUUGCUUACUAGAGGAAUAUUUUAUGCAGAGCGACCGAGAAAAGUCUGAGGGGCUUCCAGUGGCACCAUUCAUGGACCGCGAUAAAGUCACCAAGCCGACAGCACAGAUUGGCUUCCUGAAGUUUGUUCUCAUCCCCAUGUUUGAAACUGUAACAAAGCUAUUCCCAGAAGUGGAGGAGGUGAUGCUCCAGCCCCUUUGGGAAUCCAGGGACCGCUAUGAGGAAUUAAAACAAAUAGAUGAUGCUAUGAAAGAGAUGCAGAAAAAGAAAAGUGAAAGUUUGAACACCGGCAGUACUGAAAAGUGA